UAGCUAUUUAAUUAAAAUAAAUAAAUAAUUUAUUACGUGCUGGAACUCAAUCCUCCCCUCUAUCCCUCUCGAAACCCUAGAUUCGAUUAGUCUCCCUUCUCCCUUCCUCGAUUUCUAGGGUUUCGUCGCAAUCGAUGGCGGAUCGAGCAAUAGCAACGUCAGCGACGAAGCCAGUAUGGAUGAAGCAAGCAGAGGAGGCCAAGAUCAAGAACGAGGCCGAAGAAACCGCCGCCGCAAAGGCCGCCCUUGAGGCGACCUUCAAAGCCCUAAGGCCUCCAAGGGCUGCCUCGCCUCCGAGGCCGACGCCUCCUCCGACGAUGACGACGAUGCGGACUCUGACCUCUCCCAGCAGGCCCGCGGGCCCGAUGACCCGUCCGAAGUGCCUCGCCGCUGGAGCCGGAAUCGCUGGAGGAACCGCCGGCGCCCCGUCCACCUUCACGGUGGUCGCGAAGGACUCCGACGGCCGAAGGAUAUCGAUCGGUGGGGCCGACGUCAAGGUCAAGAUCUCGCCUGGCGUCGGUGUCGGGGGAUCUGAUGUUGAAGGGAUCGUGAAGGAUCAGAACGAUGGGAGCUAUGCAGUGACCUAUGCUGUGUCUAAGAGAGGGAAUUAUAUGGUUCAUGUCGAGUGCAAUGGGAGGCCGAUCAUGGGCAGCCGAAUAUGGUGAACCAAAUAUGCCUAAUAUGCUAAUUAUUCCGAUCGGUUGUCGGGCUUUUCCGGCUUUAUCGGGAUGGUGCCUGAUGGUUCAGGAUCUUCUGGUGGAGUUUUGAUGCCGGGGAUGACCGGAGGUGAGAUUUGUUUAAUUUAUUUGAAUGGUAAUUGGUUGAAAGCUCUACUAAGUUUGCUGGUUUGUAGGAUGAGCACAAUGGGGAAUCAUCAGCAGCCGAUGGCGCCCUCUGCUGCUGCAAUGGCAGCAGCUCAGGCGAUCGUGGCGGCAGCAGCGUGCACAAGGCAGGCACGAGUCGGCGCAGGCGAUUCAGGAUCGCUUGACCCAGCUGCGAAAGCUGAUGUCUUGAAAAGGACAUUGCAAGUUAGCAAUCUGAGCCCACUUCUUACAGCGGAGCAUCUUAAACAACUAUUUGCUUACUGUGGUACUGUCGUGGAUUGUAGCAUUACAGACUCAAAGCACUUUGCGUAUAUAGAAUUCUCAAAACCAGAAGAAGCUACUGCAGCUCUGGCCCUGAACAAUAUGGACGUAGGGGGGCGACCACUAAAUGUGGAGAUAGCAAAAUCCCUCCCAUCCAAGAGUGCAUUGCCCAACAAUUCUUUACCAUUAGCACUGCAGCAAGCAGUUGCUAUGCAACAGAUGCAGUUUCAGCAAGCUUUGCUCAUGCAACAAACAAUGGCUUCCCAGCAGGCUGCUUCUCGAGCAGCAACAAUGAAGUCUGCGACAGAUAUGGCAGCAGCAAGAGCUCUUGAAAUAAGCAAAAAGUUGAAGGCAGAGGGAUUAGUUGGCGAUGAUAAUGACAUGAAGGAAGCCAACAGGAAAUCUGGGUCCUCAUCUCCUUCUCGCCGCAAAUCUAAAUCUAGAUCAAGAUCGCCUAUUAAGCAUCGGCGUAGCAGGAGGUCUCGUUCUAUUUCUCCAUCAAUCAGAUUCUCCAGACAUCGAAGGUCACGAUCACCAAUUAGGUAUCACCAUUCUAGUCGUGGCAAUGAAAGAAGGUCAUAUAAAGAUGAUAGGGAUAGCUAUAUCAGGGGUGGAAGGCGAGAGAUGGAAAGGUCUCGUGAUCACCAAUCUUCUAGUUCAAGAAGAAACAUGAGCAGGAGUGCAAGUCCUCGUGCAAGAAAACCAGAGCGAACUGGUUCCAUAUCGCCAAAGAACCGCAGGGAGAGCUCAAGCCCUCGAACGAAGAGGUCAUCUCGAGCAAGUUCGAGGUCACCAGCGAAGCAUCAUGAAGGAAAUAGAUCUCCAACCCGCGAACAUAGGAAUGGUACUUCCCAUCGCAGUAGGCAUUCCAGAUCCAGAUCUCCUGAGAGAAAGCACCAUACUAGCAGUAAAGAAUAUGCAAAAGAUUACGAAAAAUCAGAGAGAAAGCACCAUACUAGCAGUAAAGAAUAUGCAAAAGAUUACGAAAAAUCAGAGAGGAAGCACCAUUAUAGUAGUAAAGGACAUGAAAAAGAAUCUGACAAGUCAUCAGCAGAGAAGAAGCACUACUCUAGGAGUAAAGAAGAUGGGAAAAAUUCUGAAAAAAUGAGUAAAGAUGUAAAAGAUUCUGAAAAAACAAAGGAUGAGUCCAGGAAAUCUGACCGAAUUGAUGCUGCCAAAAAUUCAAGAGGUUCAAGGGAGCCAGCAGAUGAUAGGAAUUUGGAUUUGUCUGUAAUCGAUCAUAAGAGGAGCUCCUUACCAGAGGAUGGAAACACAAAUCAUGAGCGAGAAAGCAAUCAUCAUAAAAGGUCAAAACUUGAUGAUCAAAAUACCAAGGGAUCUGAUACAGUAGGUAAAGAUCAAAAUGGUACCAGAGAAGUCUUGGAGUCCAUUGAAGAAAAAAGGUCCGUGCAUAAGAGAAGAUCAACAUGUAAUGAUGAUGAUAUUGAAAAUAGAGAAUCAGGAAGACAUGAGAGGUUAAGCUCAAGUUAUAAGAAACAUGAGAGAACUGACUCUGGUACUAAGGAAAGAGACUCGUCAGCAUAUGAAUCUUCUCGAUAUAGAGAUGACAGGAGGUCUUCACAUCAUUCUAGUUCAAGAUCUCAUAGGAGUUCGGGGCAUACGGAGAAAAGAUCUUCUAGAGAUUCCAAAAGUCAUCGCAAGGAAGAGAAGUCAGAAGAGGACUAUGAAAAGUCUCAUCGAGCUGAUACCAUAGUCAAGGAAUCUAGGUCAUCAGAUAAAACGUAUGAUAGAUUGGAGGCUUUUUCAAAGAUGAAGACUGAUAGGUCAAGGUCUUAUUCACCUGAGGAUGAAGUUCGAGGGGGUCUAAAAGGCUCCAGGGAACAUACAGAGAAUUAUCCUGAAAAAAUUGAUCCUUUGGCGGUUAAACCAGACACUGGUUGUAGCAGUCUUGAGGGUGAGAAACAAGAUUCUAGAUUUGAUCAUAACUUAAAGAGAAGUCCAAAGCUACAAGAUCAUAAAAUAUCUUUUAGCACAGAAAACCAUGGUCUACGUAAGGCAUCAGAACUCAAGAUGCAAAAUGGGGGAAAUUCUAAUUUAUUUGCUCAUAAAGAUUACGAUGUUCAACAUGCAUUGAAUCCUGAAGAUGGAACCGUCAAGAAUAUGGAAGGUCCAACACCAAAUGGCUUGGCUGAAGAGGUCCCUAAAAUGGAGGCUGUGGAUCCUAAUAUGGAGAUAAUAAGCAGGCAGGAUCAAGAUUUCGGUCAUGGGAAUAGCUUGGCUACACAUACUCCAGCUUUUGAUGCUUAAGACUGUUUCACCAUAUAAGUUGAAGUUGAUCCCUGGGCUUCAACUGCUACCUAUCAUAAUGUUAAUUAACUUGGCUUGCUUCUGAUCUAAAAGUUCUGUUUUCAGGAAUGAAGAUACUAUUCUCACAAGAAGAGCUUGAAUUGGCAUCACUGGCUUUGCCGACAUAUAUAGUUUGCUUUGCAAUUCGAGUAGUUUGAUGUUCGCUUAGUAAUUUGUCCGGUAAGUUCGUCAUUGAUACACUGUCCAGCUGGCCAAAAUCUGCGCAUGUUUGUUCUUGCAGGUCCUGAAAGACCUCAGUGAAAUAUAUUUGAGAUUGGGGUUUUCUUGAGGGUUGUGCUCUGUACACUCGCCAGUUAAGAUUUAUAUUGUUGGAUAAUUGUAAUGAGCUGGGCUAACAAAACUGUUGAUGUUUAUCCUUAUAUUAGGUAGAGAAACUUUUCAAUUGGACUACCUAGUUGCCUCCUAAGUGUUCCCUUUUUAUUUGCACAAAUGUCUACCUGAAGCGGUAGUGUUGUUUGGUCCGUAUGGACUGGUAAUUUAGUUUCUGACAAAUGCAGGGACUUUGCUGUUAACUACUUGAUUGAAUUUCUGGGAUGGUGGGGACUUCCUUUUCAAUGAGGAUGAUACCUGUUCGUUAUCUAGAGCAUUCGUCUCUGGCAAGGACCGCACAUUUCUGUAUGCAUGCAGGGAUCUCGAGAACUGGCGUUUUUUCGUUUGAUAAGGCUUCUUCUCCUAAUACUUGUGUUGUUGUUCGUGUUGGCUGAUAAUAGUGGCUUUAUUGACAUAUAUUAUUAGGUGUUCGACUCUGUUUAGUUUGCUUCUCGUGAUAUGAAAAACAUGUGCAGGUGCCCGGAGUGAACUGCUGUUGGUGCAUCAUUGGAGUGACUUCACAAAGUUCUUUUCUAUUGCAAAGAGGUAUGCGGAAUUAAGCAGGAAUAGUGUUGCAAAGUUACUUCCAAAUUUGCAUGGUUUUUAUUUCGUCCUCAAAAAAGAACCUGGACGUUAUGCUAUAUCUCUUAAGCAGCCCUCAGCUUUAACUAAUUAAGGAGAUUGGUCUUGUUUAUUUAAUUUUAGUUCCUCCCCCUUUCUCCCUUUUCAUUUUAGUUGUCAUAUAAAUUAGGUAAGCUGCAACUAACACAGAGUGGUGGAGGUGCUACUGCUUCACCAUGCCCGUCUUGGCCAGAUUGUAGUGUCAUGAUCUUUAAUUCAUAGAUGACUUUUGAUCUCAUUAGGUCACAUGCAACAAACAUAUUGAUCUUACUAUUUCCUCACCGUGUAAACAAAUCCAACCUGGAGAAAGUAUUUUUUUGACUUUUGCCUUUAUUCUUUUCAUAUUAUUGACUAGGCAGAAAAACCAAUUUGCUCUGAUCUUUUUAUCCUAUUAUUUCCACAAAGGGCUGUAGUAUUAUUAGCUUCCUUUGUUGAGUUUUUUUACUUCUUGUGGACAAAAUCUUAACUUUUAACUUACAGAUAUGUAGCACGGACACGGAUCCGACACGGCCAUCCGACACGCCGACACGAGGAAAAUCCUAAAAAAUACAUAGGAUACGUGUGUUCGACACGUGUGUCCGACACGGACACGACACGGCUUCAUGUUAUGCGUGUCCGUGCUUCAUAACAGAUGCUAACUCACGCAUGUAGCUUGGUCGUAAGUCUGAUAUUCUGAUGCACCCAUGCUAAUUAGCUCUAGAGUGGUAGUUUGUGCUCCACGAUUAGUCAUUCAUUUGACCAUGUUUCUUCUGAAACACAGUCAUUAGUAAUUUCUUUUAAUGAGUUUUAUGUGCCAUUCAUAUAGGUAAUUUAACUUCCUUUGUUCUUUUCUUUUUUUUUUCUUGUUCUUUUUACCCUCCUUUUUUCCAUUCUUCGUCCUUCUAAGUAGGAUCUGCUGUGGAUAUUUGGACUUGAAGGCUAGCUGCAGACUUUUCGAUUUUCUUGCUCCAGUUAGGACCUUCAGAUUGUUUUAUACUUUCUAGUAAAUUGAUAUCUAUUUACCUGUUCA
Messenger RNA from Asparagus officinalis (garden asparagus), 5352 nucleotides. RefSeq names its product serine/arginine repetitive matrix protein 5. The record is from RefSeq and is a predicted model, not a curated record. Gene Ontology annotation, molecular function: RNA binding; protein binding. Lineage: Eukaryota; Viridiplantae; Streptophyta; Magnoliopsida; Asparagales; Asparagaceae.